AUGAUCUCGAGUGUCGCAACAUUUGCAUGGGUGAACUUGGUGAUUUGCAUCGCAACGGACGGUCAUGACACACAGGUGGCCUUGGAUGCGCAUGGCCUGAUCCAACCGGAUCAUCUACUGCGGAAAGAGCCGCGUGCCAGCCUGGUUGAGGACGAGGCUGUUCAAGCUCCUUCGCCAUCGAGUGACUUCGAUAGCUCCUCCGGCAUUUGGAAGGAGAUUCGCAAGAGAGCCAAGGUGACAGCCGUCGAGCCCUUCUCCGCUGAUGUUCCGCCCACCGUCGUCUACACAGCUCAGACAGCCUCAGCAGCGUCUACAAUCCUCAUGGGCACAGUAACGCUUUGUAUUGGCAUAUUCUGCAUGACGCAAAGCAGCCACAAGGGCUUCAAUCAGGCGACCUGGAAAAGCUUGAGCUGCAGUAUCUCCAUAUUCUCGGCACUGUUGGUAUAUCAUGUCCUGAGAGAAUCCACCAACCUCUUAGUGGAAGACGACUUUGCCACCGAAGAGGUCGCAAUGAAAGGGCUAAAGUCGGACGAGCCCGCUGUGGCGGCUCACAGCGGUGAUGGCGCUGUUGUGGUAGCCAUGCUGCGCUUUGUAUUUGCGUUCGGCCUGCAACAAGCCAUUCUGGUCUCGAGCAGGCAACGGAAGAUGGUGAUGAUGGUUUCUAACACUUUCGGAGCCCAGCUUGUUGGGCUUCUUUGCGCUGAUGCCUUCGCCACAUGGCAGGAGACUCCCUAUUGGUCUACCUCUCCUGGUGUGAGCUUUGGCUUGGUAUGUGUGACUGUCCUGUUGCUCGCGCUGUGCCUGGGUGCUCUCCCGCACUUGCGAAACAAGGUGAUCACCGACCAGCAGCAGCAGGCGCAGUGUCGAGAAGGAGACGACACCGUGGCUGCCUGGGGGAUCUCGCUGACGCUGGCGCAGUUUUGGCGCUUCGUCCUUGCUGGGCAGUUGCCUCACUACUUGGGCCUCCAGCGCAGCAAGUAUGACAGAUCUGAAACAUCCUUCCUCUUCUUGACGUGGAUUAUCCUGAUUAUCCUGACAGCCUUGUCGGAAAGGGCCUUCAGCUUGGUGCAAUCUCCUGCGGAAGGUGCUUCGAGAUUGGUCGUGUUGGCCCACAAGCUUCUGACGGGAGCAUCUGUUCUCCCCAGAAUCCUGGCGAUGACAGCAGCAUGGUGCUGCUUCUUCUGGGCGAAAUGGCUGGACUAUGGCAUGCUGACUACCGGCACCACCCUGGUAGCUGCUGGAGAGGUCAUGAAGGCUGAGAUGUACAACGCGAUGGUGUGCACUGGGCUGGCCUUUUGUGUGAUGAUCGGGCUCUUGAUGCUGGAAGAGAAGGCUCCACAGUUCAAGAAGUGCUUUGCCUUCUUUUGCGAGAGCAGCAUGUUCACCAUGUGCCUGGCCUGGAACAGCGCUUUCCAAGUAGCCUGCGCCUUCAGCAAGGAUGCAGCUGCCCCGGAAUUUGAGCAAGUCUUCACUCGCUGCACGCAAAGCCAGUGGAUGUGCAUUGUGCUCAUUCCUGCUUGGCUGCUGUUCAUGGUGCCGCGUGUGAUGGACUCCGAGGCAAGCAAGGAUGGUGCCACUGGGGGCCCCGAAGCAGAAGGCUCAGAAGAGCCGAAGGCGGCAGAGACGCCGAAGGAGGAGCCGGAGCAGAAGGAAGCAAAACCAGAGGAGCCAAAGGACGCGAAGCCGGAGGCGCCGAAGGAAGAAGCAAAGCCGGAGGCGCCGAAGGAGGAAGCGAAGGAAGCGGGUGAAUCCUAG
Molecule: messenger RNA, 1755 nt
Organism: Effrenium voratum
Lineage: Eukaryota; Dinophyceae; Suessiales; Symbiodiniaceae
Source: the annotation of a GenBank genome assembly